AUAUGAUAUUAAUUCGACAAGUCACUGUUAAAUCAGUAGGCUAGCUUUAUGAUUACGAAUGACUUGAUGUUCUAGCCAUUUUAAAAUUCUUCUCAUGAAUAGCCUUAUCAAGUAGGCUACAGUAUGAAGAAGCACUUGGAGAGAGUAGCGCACUGCAGGUCAUGAGUCCACACCCACAAAGAACCUAUAUGAUCUGUAACUCUCUCAAGUGAGUUCACUUUGCACAAUCAAACUCUGGUGACAUGGGGUCCCGCUGCCAUUAUCUUCACUGGAUUUCAAUAUGGAAUCUCAUCACAGUUGUUUGGAGUUUCUCAUCACCAAAUAUCAAUUCCAGUGUCAUUCUGGGAGGACCCCACAAGGCUGAUUCAGCCAUUCUUGUCUCAAGCUCUUCUCAGAUAAAUGUUACCUGUGGUUCUAAGGUGCCUCCUGGAGCCUAUGAAGAGUAUGAGAGCAACCCAUCCGUUUUACACGAUCUGAGAGUAGCGCUCAUCUCCACUGACGAUGGACCCAUGCUAAAUAUAUCCUGGGCUAUCAAAGUAGAUGCGAGCAUUAAUACUCUGAUUGGACUACUGCUUGAUGUGUCAGAAAAAGAUAUUCUUUACUGUCAGUAUAACCCAUCAUUCAACAGUGUUUCAAUAAGGGAUGCAGACGUGCUGUGGUUCAGCUACAAAGUCCAUGCUGAACCUGAUGACUUCACCACCAUAGUGGCAUAUAACUUGCCAGAACCACCAUACGGAUCUGGAAUACUAAUAUCAAAAUCGACAUUUAUAUCCACUCCAGGUUGUGACAACAUCAUUAUGAUGAACCAUCACAGUUGCAGUAGAUGGAAAGAAACCACCAGGCAGACCACUGCACAUCCACCCACAUUUAAAGUGCAAAAGGAACAGUCCAGCGCUUCUUGGAUCGUGCCAUUGGCCAUGCUAGCCAUGUUGCUGGUGUUUGCCAUUGGAGUCGGCCUCUAUAUAGGUCGCUCAAGAAGCUUGUCUAAGAUGACCCCUGAGCUGGUUCCUGUGUCGGUGCUGAUGGUGUACCCGGCCGUUGACGCCGUGUUCCAGCGGGCAGUGCUGGCGCUGGCUGACUUCCUGCAGAGCAGCGGCGGCUGCAGCGUGGCCAUCGACGUGUGGCAGCGGGGCCGACUGGCCGAGCUGGGCCCGCUCCGCUGGCUGCACACCGUCGCCGAGAGCGCCGACAGGGUCCUCGUCGUGCUGCCUUGCCACGCCGCAGACCUCGACGAGUCCAUGGGAAAGCUGCUCACUCCCUCUUGGGUUGAGCACACAGUACCCGCUUCAGCUUACGAGCUCUACCCCUUGGCGCUCAAGAUGCUCAGUCAUUCCAAGCUGUGGGUGGUCCACCUUGGCAAGACGACAACGAGGAGCAGCGUGCCUGUGGAGCUGAUGGGCUGCCGCUCAUUCGCCCUGCUCGAGGACCUCCAGAAGCUUUUCCACGGCCUCUGUGCUGGACACACGCCCGUCGGGGCCCCCUGGCUGAGGUCCUGGUGGGGUAGGGGGAAGCGUCAGCAGGACUCAGGCGCAGCUCUGGACAAACUGAAGGAGGUGGUGCAGCAGCUGGAGCAAUGGGUGCAAUCCAAGUCCUGCAAGACCCUCCAAAUUGUCACAGUCUGAGCCAUCAGACACAUAUGGUACAUCGGGGAGGGAAUGACAACACAACAACAACAACAACAAGCUUUCACUUCAUGCUGACUCAUUUUGUCAAAGCUAUACUUUUUUCACUCUUCAUGUUUCAUUCAUUUGACAGGACAUAAUAUUGGGUAUAUGGGGCUGUUUGAUAUUGCAAAAAUACUUCUGAUUAUAUUAUUAGCUUUCACAUGCUUACACUGUUUCCAGUAGCAGUGAGUUUUAAAAAAAAUGAAUAAAGCUCAAAAUCCUUAGAAUAGCUGUUAAUUCCAUAAUAUGCAUUGGGAACUCUACACAUUCAAUUUCAAAUCAAAGCAUGACCAAAAUUGUUGGUCAAGCAGUGUUUGCAUUUUUCUUUACAAAUGUGCAGAGUAUCAUGAACUUCACACAAAAAUUUGUUCAAUGAAAAUCUGUCAAACUCUGCCAAGACACUAAAAGUGUGUCAUGAUUGGAUCACUCAGCACAGCAGGUCAAUGAACCAAAACACAUCAAAAUCAAAAGUCUACUGAUCUAAACUUGAUAGAAACACAAUGAGGCGAGUCAAAGAGGAGAAUGCAGUGACAACCUAGGAAUCUGGACUAUCUGGAAAGAUUUUGUAAAGAGGAAUGAUCUCAAAUACUUUGCAUGGUUUAAGGAUGUCAUAGGGGAGCAUUACCAGCUGUUUUGUUGGCAAAGCAAAGCUAAACAAGGUAUUACAUAUAGGGAUGCCAAUAAUCGUGGCACUUAUCUUUUUUGUUAAAAAUAUAUAUCUUUAUGAAGUAUUUUUGUUUGUCAGAAUAAAUUUGCUUUCUUUCAA
Messenger RNA from Alosa sapidissima (American shad), 2430 nucleotides. RefSeq names its product interleukin-17 receptor B. The record is from RefSeq and is a predicted model, not a curated record. Bases 243 to 1622 code for a protein of 459 amino acids. NCBI's taxonomy places the organism in Eukaryota, Metazoa, Chordata, Actinopteri, Clupeiformes, Clupeidae. The transcript has 13 exons. Gene Ontology annotation, molecular function: interleukin-17 receptor activity.